Messenger RNA from Heteronotia binoei (common prickly gecko), 795 nucleotides. It is a transcript of the gene SH2D1B, whose product is annotated as SH2 domain containing 1B. NCBI's taxonomy places the organism in Eukaryota, Metazoa, Chordata, Lepidosauria, Squamata, Gekkonidae. Bases 122 to 523 code for a protein of 133 amino acids. The transcript is spliced from 4 exons. The record is from RefSeq and is a predicted model, not a curated record.
AUAACAUUGUGCCAACUUCAACAUCAUUUCCUCAGCAGUUUGCUUGCAAUUCAGUAAAGAACAGACCUUCUUCUCAUAUGAAUUUUAAGAAUUAAUCUGUAAAACAGAUUUUCACAGGCAAAUGGAGCUGUCGUAUUUCCAUGGAAAUAUAACAAAAAAAAAUUGCGAAGAAUUACUGAUCCAAAAAGGAAAGAAUGGAAGUUUUUUAUUAAGAGACAGCCAGAGCAUAUCAGGAGUCUUGUGCCUUUGUGUUCUUUACGAACAACUUGUCUACACUUACAGAAUAUUCAGGAAACAUAAUGGACAUUAUGAGAUUCAGACUUCUGAAAGAGGCCCAAGACAAGACUUCAGAACUUUAAAGGAUUUAGUUGCAAACUAUGAAAAACCCAAUCAAGGACUAGUAAUCCAUCUGUGCUAUCCAGUAACUAGAUCUACAUUCUACCAGGGACCUCAGCAUCGCUACAAUCCAAGAGCUUAUGUUGACAUUGAAGAUGAAGAUUAUAUUGAUGUCCAACCUGAAUGAGUUUUGCUUUCUCAAUGUGAUAAUGCCUGCUCAUCACCAGUAGUCGUACCCUUGCUGAUUCAGUUUUUUUUAUUAAUUUGACUGGGUUCUAUAUUAUUAUGCUCUGUAUAGUGAAUUUUGCAUUAGGUGUAAUAAUGUAUAAGGUACUACGCCCGCUAUUUCUUAAUUUCUCAUUUUUGCAUCACUUUUUAUUUUUAAAAACUCCCCCCUUUAUCUGUAUGUAUCUGAAAAAGCAGACUCUGUUCCAAGAAAGCUUACUAGUUUAUAAGAUG